This is a messenger RNA of Egretta garzetta (little egret), 4093 nucleotides long. RefSeq names its product TGF-beta activated kinase 1 (MAP3K7) binding protein 2 (gene TAB2). Gene Ontology annotation, molecular function: ubiquitin binding; K63-linked polyubiquitin modification-dependent protein binding. NCBI's taxonomy places the organism in Eukaryota, Metazoa, Chordata, Aves, Pelecaniformes, Ardeidae. The record is from RefSeq and is a predicted model, not a curated record. Gene Ontology annotation, biological process: positive regulation of protein kinase activity.
GUGGCAAUUUUCUUUUCACAGUUCAGUCACCUCUUUCUUGGGCUGAGAGAAUGAAAUCUAAAAUGUUGAAGACUUCUGGAAUUGGAGGAGGAGAUGCUGAGCUUUGAGUCUUAAAAUCAUGCUGGUGUCAUGUUUUGAAGCAGAAAAUGCUGGGACAGAAGAGAUGAGUACUACCUUUACUAAGGCCUAAAACUGCCUGUUGAAAAACGAUCCUGACCAGGCAAUAUACGAAUGGCCCAAGGAAGCCAGCAAAUUGAUAUUCAGGUUUUACAUGACCUGCGACAGAAGUUUCCUGAGGUACCUGAAGGUGUUGUAUCCAGAUGCAUGUUACAGAAUAACAAUAAUUUGGAUGCCUGUUGUGCAGUUCUCUCCCAGGAGAGCACAAAGUAUCUCUACGGUGAAGGAGACCUAAGUUUUUCGGAUGAUUCUGGGAUUCCUGGACUACGAAAUCACAUGACAUCUCUUAAUUUGGAUUUGCAGUCACAGAACGUGUAUCACCAUGGAAGAGAAGGAAGUAGAAUGAAUGGAAGUAGGACUCUAGCUCACAGUGUUAGUGAGCAGACAGCACCGGCGCAGGUUCCACAAGGAUUUAAUGUCUUUGGGAUGGCUAAUACCGUUAGUACUUCUAAUCCAGGGCAGCAUCUUGGAUUUCACCUAGGCAGCAAAGGAGUAUCUAACUUGUCUCAACAAACACCCAGAUUCAACCCCAUUAUGGUAACUUUAGCCCCAAAUAUUCAGCCUGGUCGCAAUACCCCUACGUCUUUGCACAUACAUGGUGUACCUCCUCCUGUACUUAACAGUCCACAGGGAAAUUCUAUCUAUAUUAGGCCUUACAUCACAGCUCCUAGUGGUACCGCUCGACAGACACAGCAGCAGCCAGGCUGGGCAUCUCAGUUUAAUCCCAUGCACCCUCAGCAAGUCUACCAGCCUUUGCAGCCAAGUCCCUGGACUACUCUCCCUACAUCCAGUACUACGCCACAUACCUCAUCGCAACAUUCAACGCAGCCAAAUCAGCAAGGCCACCAGACUUCUCAUGUCUAUAUGCCUAUCAGUUCUCCUACUACUCCACAAGCACCUAUGAUUCAUUCAUCUGGUAGCUCACAAUCCUCUCCUCAUAGCCAAUACAACAUUCAGAAUAUAUCCACAGGACCUCGCAAAAACCAAAUUGAAAUCAAACUUGAACCACCACAAAGAAACAGUUCUUCUAAGUUGCGUUCAACUGGCCCUCGCACCUCCACUACUCCCUCUUCCCACAACAGCCACACAUUAAGUAGAAGUCAGCCCACUGUUUACAUAUCGGCCAGUCCUCCAAAUACUGAUGAAGUGAUCACACGCGGUCAGCCCAAGGUCUACAUUUCAGCAAAUGCCACAACAGGAGAUGAUCAAGUUGUGCGGAACCAGCCCACGCUUUUCAUAUCGACAAAUCCUGGAGUAUCUACCACUUCUAGGAAUAUGUCUGGUCAAGUAAGCAUGGGUCCUGCAUUUAUUCAUCACCAUCCACCCAAGAGUCGAGCAGUGGGCAACAGCACCACUGCAACCUCUCCUCGAGUGGUGGUUACGCAGCCUAACACAAAAUAUACUUUUAAAAUUACAGUUUCUCCAAAUAAGCCCCCUGCAGUUUCCCCAGGGGUAGUGUCCCCAACCUUUGAACCUACAAACCUUCUAAACCUUCCUGAUCACUAUGUUGAACCAGAGGGUAUCCAGCAUCUUACUGACCCUGUUUUAGCACAUGUGGAUAGGAUCAGUGAUGCACGGAAAUUGAGUAUGGGAUCUGAUGAUGCUGCCUACACGCAAGCUUUACUGGUACACCAGAAGGCCAGGAUGGAGCGACUUCAACGAGAACUUGAGAUUCAAAAGAAAAAGUUGGAUAAACUAAAAUCAGAGGUCAAUGAAAUGGAGAAUAAUCUAACACGAAGGCGCCUGAAAAGAUCGAAUUCUGUUUCCCAAAUUCCAUCACUGGAAGAAAUGCAACAGCUAAGAAGUUGUAACAGACAGCUGCAGAUAGACAUAGAUUGCCUAACCAAAGAGAUUGAUCUUUUUCAAGCAAGAGGACCACAUUUUAAUCCCAGCGCUAUUCAUAAUUUUUACGAUAAUAUUGGAUUUCUUGGUCCGGUGCCACCAAAACCCAAAGAUCAGAGGUCCAUUGUGAAAACACCAAAGACUGUUCCAGACGCAGAUGAAGAUGAGGGAGCUCAGUGGAGUUGUACUGCCUGUACUUUUUUAAAUCAUCCGGCCUUAAAUCGCUGUGAACAGUGUGAAAUGCCCAGGCAUUUCUGAGCCAACAGGCCCGUUAGCUUUUGUAAAACCACAGCAAACGUACAAGGAGCUAUCCAGUCAUUGGGGGGCAAAAAAAGCAUUUAUGCGUAGGAUUUUGUAAAAUUGAAGGUGUGACAAGAUGGUAUUUUGCUAAUGUUAAAUGUCAGCCCACAGAGCUAGUAAUACCUCAGUGUUGUGUCACAGGCAGUUGAAAUUGAUCGGCUGAAAGGUAAUCUGCUGAAAGACUCGGUUGCCAGCUGCCUAAACCAUGUACAGUAUUACCAGUAUCCCAGUAACACACACCAUGUUCAGUGCUUGGGUGUUGCCCAUCCUCUUCUCUGCCCCGAUGUCACUACUGAAUUUUGACAGGGGAAAGGAAUAGAGUGCUAGCGUUUUUGUUUUCAGAGCUUUCAGUGAAACACUACAUGCACAGAGGAGAUCUAAAAGGAACAAGGUUUAACUGUUUAAACUGUUUGCUGCCACAUAGUGCCUUCGAUAAAGGGAAGAACUUCACAAAUCAGUGGUACUCUUUGCCUUGUCUUCCCUGAAAACAUCUCUGUGAAGCCAGAAAUCAGUACAAUCACAUCUAAAGAUGAAAAGGAAAAACUGCAUGCGUUGUCUGUACAAUACACACAGUGAAAUACCCCAAAGCUUUUCCUACUGUACAUAGCUCUAGAGCCUGCUUUAAGUGAUUUCUUUUCUUCACCUUUAUUAUUUUCUUGUACUUCUGUAUGUAUAGUGUAAUAGUCUUUUUGUUAACUUUCUUUUUUUCCCUUUAAGUGAUUAAGCACGAUCAUGUCCCUUUUUUUUAAGCUUUUAUCUGAGAGAAGCAAUGCCUUAAAAUAAGAGCAUUAAUAAGAAACUAUGCACAAAAUAGCUUUCCUCUGCUCAUUCUGUACAUUGCUCUUGUAAAUGCUGAUGAUCUGUGAAGACCUGCAGAUGCAGCGUGGUAAAAAUGCAGGAGAAGUUGGAAGAGUUAUGCAUAUAGUUCACUCUGUACACUGAGUUUUACGGUGGGUGACACAAGGUAGCGUUUUGUCUGGCGUGAGGAAACUUUGUACUAAGAAACUUUCAACCCACCAACAGAUCAGCAUCCGAUUUAAGCUUGCUUCAUCUGCUGGGUAUCUUGCAGACUCCUGAAGAGAGAUUCAUUGGGGAAGUACAUACAGUGCCAAAACCAACAGCAGCAGCAUCGUACAGCUUUGUUCAAGGACUUUAAAUGCUUUCCUGUUUUGGCAGCCAGUUUCCAAACCUGACUGUGGUGAAGUCUCAUAUUUAUAGAAAACAAGGAUAGCAAUAUUUAGGACAACUGAAAUAAAGGCUGGAAAAGAGAAAUCAAACAGACUUGAACACUGAAGCAACCUCAAGCAUCUCUUUUAUUUUGAUGAUCUAUUUUUUUAAGGAAAAUAUUCACAUGAUCGGGGAUGUAUGUAACCGAGAUCAAGAAAAUGGAAUUCCAGUACAGUAUGCAUGAAAAGACGGCACGCAAAGAAUUAUGUAGCAGCACUUAGCGUGAGGCUGGAGGGAGUGCUAACCAUGUAGCAAGAGACAAAGUAGACUGUCACCCACUGUAAACAUUUGCCAGUGGACACUUUCCUUAGGAGUUUUACAAGUGAUCUAUGUGAAUGCACAGAGGCCUUUGUUUUGAAGGCUUUGCAUUUUUUUUACGUGGGAAGGAAAUGCCAGUCCCAGGUAAUUAGGCAGUAGACCCAAAGCACUUGCAUUCAAUGCAUUUUGUUUAUAAAUUGAGGCCUUGUUUUUCAGCUUCAUCUGCAGUUCUAUGUGAAGAUUGACAAAUCAGUUUUUACCUGUUUAUUAAUAAAACCUAAUUUGGAUA